GGCGCCUGCUGGUGCAGCUGAGCCGGCGCAGCUGAGCGCCAAUGGACCCGAGCCACGGCGGGCCAGGGGAUGAGGGAGGUGGCCCGGGUGCCGGAGCCCCGGGAGCCCUGCUGUGGGAACAGAUCGAGCCUCCAUCCCACCACUUGUCCCCUGAGGAGCGGGCCCUGCUCUACGAGGAAGCUCUCUACACGGUCCUGUACCGCCUGGGUCAGCCCGAGCCCACGCACGUGGGGGAGUCCUCUGAGCUGCUUCGAUACCUGCAGGAGGCCUUCCGCGUGGAGCCCGAGGAGCACCGGCGGCUGCUGCGGCAGGUCCAGGAGCUCGAGAAACCAAUAUUCUGUCUGAAGGCCACGGUGAAACAAGCCAAGGGCAUUCUGGGCAAGGAUGUCAGUGGGUUCAGUGACCCCUACUGCCUGCUGGGCAUCGAGCAGGGGGUGGGUGUGCCGGGGGGCAGCCCUGGGCUCCAGCGACGGCAGAAGGCCGUGGUGAGGCACACCAUCCCAGAGGAGCAGAUCCACCGCACCCAGGUCAUCACCCAGACGCUCAACCCCGUCUGGGACGAGACCUUCAUCCUGGAGUUUGAGGACAUAAGCAAUGCCAGCUUUCAUCUGGACAUGUGGGACAUGGACACCGUGGAGUCCGUCAGACAGAAGCUCGGGGAGCUCACAGAUCUGCACGGUCUGCGAAGGAUCUUUAAGGAGGUCCGGAAAGACAAAGGCCAGGAUGACUUUCUGGGGAACGUGGUUCUGAGACUACAGGACCUGCGCUGCCGGGAGGAUCAGUGGUACCCUCUGGAGCCUUGCACGGAGACCUACCCAGACCGUGGUCAGUGUCACCUCCAGUUCCAGUUCAUUCACAAGCGGAGAGCCACCGCGGCCAGCCGCUCGCAGCCCUGCUACACGGUGCACCUCCGCCUGCUGCAGCAGCUCGUGUCCCACGAGGUCACCCAGCACCAGGCGGGCAGCACCUCCUGGGAUGGGUUGCUGAGCCCCCAGGCCGCCACCAUCCUCUUCCUCCACUCCACGCAGAAGGACCUGUCCGACUUCCACCGGUCCAUGGCGCAGUGGCUGGCCUACAGCCGUCUCUACCAGAGCCUGGAGUUCCCCAGCAGCUGCCUCCUGUACCCCAUCACCAGCAUCGAGUACCAGUGGAUCCAGGGCCGGCUCAAGGCAGAGCAGCUGGAGGAGUUGGCCGCCUCAUUCAGCUCCCUCCUGGCCUAUGGCCUCUCCCUCAUCCGGAGGUUCCGGUCUGUCUUCCCCCUCUCCGUCCCCGACUCCCCAGCCCGGCUGCAGUCUCUCCUCAGGGUCCUGGUACAGAUGUGCAAGAUGAAGGCCUUUGGAGAAGUGUGCCCCGAAAGCGGCCCCCUGCCCCGCCUGGUGACCGAGGCCCUGCGGACCGGCACCACUGAAUGGUUCCACCUGAAGCAGCACCACCAUCAGCCCAUGGUGCAGGGCAUGCUGGAGGCGGGCAAGGCCUUACUGAGCCUGGUACAAGACAUCAUUGGCGACCUGCACCAGUGCCAGCGCACGUGGAACAAGAUCUUCCAUAAUGUCCUCAAGAUCGACCUCUUCUCCAUGGCUUUCCUGGAGCUGCAAUGGCUGGUGGCCAAGAGGGUGCAGGACCACAUUGCGGUGGUGAGCAGUGCUGUGACCCCGGAGAUGGGCGAAAGUCUGUUCCAGCUCUACGUCAGCCUCAAGGAGCUCUACCAGCUGGGCCCGGUCCCCUCGGAGAGGGAUGGCGUCCUGGCCCUGGAAGGCUUCCACCAGUGGUUCCAGCCGGCCAUCCCCUCCUGGCUGCAGAAGACGUACAGCGUGGCCCUGGCGCGGGUGCAGCGCGCUGUGCAGAUGGACGAGCUGGUGCCCCUGGGUGAACUGACCAAGCACAGCACGUCGGCUGUGGACCUGUCCACCUGCUUUGCCCAGAUCAGCCACACUGCCCAGCAGCUGGACUGGCCUGACCCAGAGGAGGCCUUCAUGAUCACCGUCAAGUUUGUGGAGGACACCUGUCGGCUGGCCCUGGUGUACUGCAGCCUCAUAAAGGCCCGGGCCCGUGAGCUCUCUGCCGGCCAGAAGGACCAAGGCCAGGCAGCCAACAGGCUAUGUGUGGUGGUGAAUGACAUGGAGCAGCUGCGGCUGGUGAUCGGCAAGCUGCCCACCCAGCUGGCAUGGGAGGUGCUGGAGCAGCGGGUAGGGGCUGUGCUGGAGCAGGGGCAGCUGCAGAACACGCUGCAUGCCCAGCUGCAGGGCGCCCUGGCUGGGCUGGGCCAUGAGAUCCGCACUGGCGUCCGCACCUUGGCCGAGCAGCUGGAGGUGGGCAUUGCCAAGCACAUCCAGAAACUCGUGGGCAUCAAGGAAUCCGUCCCGCCUGAGGAUGCCAUUCUGCCCCUGAUGAAGUUCCUGGAGGUGAAGCUCUGCUACAUGAACACCAACUUGGUGCAGGAGAACUUCAGCAGCCUUCUGACCCUGCUCUGGACCCACACACUCACGGUGCUGGCGGAGGUGGCCGCUUCCCAGCGGAGCUGCCCUCUGGCUUCUAGCAGGCUGAAGAUCGCACUACAGAACCUGGAGAUCUGCUUCUACGCAGAGGGCUGUGGCCUGCCGCCCGAGGCCCUGCACACGGCCACCUUCCAGGCUCUGCAGAGGGGCCUGGAGCUGCAGGCGGCCUCCAGCCGGGAGCUCAUCCAGAAGUACUUUUGCAGCCGCAUCCAGCAGCAGGCAGAGACCACCUCCGAGGAGCUCGGGGCCGUCACGGUCAAGGCCUCCUACCGCGCCUCCGAGCAGAAGCUGCACGUGGAGCUGCUCAGCGCCUCCAGCCUGUUGCCCCUGGACUCCAAUGGCUCCAGCGACCCCUUUGUCCAGCUGACCUUGGAGCCCAGGCACGAGUUCCCUGAGCUGGCCCCCCGAGAGACCCAAAAGCACAAGAAGGACCUUCAUCCACUGUUCGAUGAGACCUUUGAAUUCCUGGUGCCUGCUGAGCCGUGCCAGAAGGAUGGGGCGUGCCUUCUCCUCACCGUGCUGGACCACGACACGCUGGGGGCUGACGACCUUGAGGGGGAGGCCUUCCUGCCGCUGCGCUCGGUGCCGGGCCUGACGGGGACUGAGGAGCCCGGCGACGUGCCUCAGACCCGCCUGCCCCUCACCUACCCUGCACCCAACGGGGAUCCAGUCCUGCAGCUGUUAGAGAGCCGGAAGGGUGACCGCGAGGCCCAGGUGUUUGUGCGGCUGCGGCGGCAGCGAGCCAAGCAGGCCUCCCAGCACGCCCCGUGACCAGGCAGCAGCAGCGGGGCUUGGGUCCCUGGGAGGCCUGGGUUCUCCCCACCACAGCGCAGCCCUCCCGCCUGGCCUAACACUCCAGGAGGGCCCUGCAGGUCAGGGGAGCCCCAGUGUGCGGGGUUCCCGCUGCCAGAGCCAGGGCCCACAGUGAUGGGGGCCCCAUUCGCAGUAUUUAUACCCCUUCCUUCCUCCCCUCAGCCCCAGCCUCAGCAUUCUCUGCCAAAUCCAGCCCCUGGGGGAGCGGAGACAGCUGUCUGCACCCCUUACCCCUGCUCCCCUCUUCGGGCAAAGCUGCUCUGGCAGAGGAGGGGCUCAGCCCUUCCUCUCCUGGCAGGCCUGUUCCAGCCACUGAGGUGGGGGGCCAGGUGCCUUGGGCCUAUUCUUCAGCAGCCAUAAUGAAGGGAGCCUGGGUCCUCUCCUGAGGGAGCUGCCAGCACCCAGGCUAAGGAGCCUAGAGCCAGGGACCUUCUGGCUCUGAAGGGGUGAGAACUGGUGGGCAGUGGGGCUGGCACAGUUUGGCUAGCUGUGUCUGCUGAGGACCGCUCCUCCUUGGGACAGUACCUAGAAAUUUUCUUAGCAAAAAUAAAAAAAUUAACAAUACAUCGUCCUCUUACUAAACAUACUGUUGGCCUGCAGCGGGGCCUAGGUUACAGCCAAGCCAUUGCAAACCCCUUCUCAGCCCUCAGGAGAGCCUGGGCUGCCCCCGACCCCGGGCCCCGGCCCACCGCUCACUCCCCCAUGUUACAGAGCAGCGGGGUAGGUGUGGAGGUAACUGACGCAGCAGCAAAGGCUUCGAACAAACCACCACCAGACGUAUUGGGUUCUGUCGCCACUGCCUAACACAGGAGCCUGGCACUCAUGGGGGCGCCAUGAGUGGGGGGCCUCCCAGGGGUGCAGGUUGAGGCCGAGGGGCUGCUCUGAACAGAGGGCUUAGAGGAAUGGGGCCCCAGACCUGCCUGGGGGAGUGGCCCAUAUGCUGGGAGUCAGAGCCUGAGGCUCACUUCUCAUUCUAGUGUGACCGUGGUUGAGUCACCUAACCUCUCUGAGUCUGCACAGGUAUGAUGGAUGGGGGGAGGUCAGAUAAGACCACGUCCAAGGCUUCUUUCAGCUCUGCUCCUCUGAGACCCAUACAGAAAGCCCACAAGGUAUGUGUUUUCCCACCCACCUAACAGGCCAGCUAAGAGCAGGGGGAGGGAGGUGGCUCAAAGGCUCCCUCAGGGGGCAGGCCCACCUUUCUCACGAUGCUUUUAUGAGCAGGCACUGUCUGUUCCUCUGAGAAGCUACUAGGGGCCUUGUUGUCUUUUGGAAAACAGUAAGUAUACCAGUUGCAUCUGACGAUAGAGCUCUGAAGAGCGCUAGGGCCUGGGAGGUCUCUGGGUCCAGGGCUAAAGGUCCCCAUCCCAUCAACCCCAGCAGGCCUGCAUCAGAACACUCAAGCUCUGUCUAGGAGCCUGGAGCAGC
Balaenoptera acutorostrata (minke whale) is the source of this 4733-nucleotide messenger RNA. RefSeq names its product unc-13 homolog D (gene UNC13D). Bases 42 to 3266 code for a protein of 1074 amino acids. The transcript is spliced from 32 exons. NCBI's taxonomy places the organism in Eukaryota, Metazoa, Chordata, Mammalia, Artiodactyla, Balaenopteridae. The record is from RefSeq and is a predicted model, not a curated record.